AUGAGCUAUCCCGGUGCAGCUCCGCCUCCUGAAGGCGUUAUUCCUGACCUUGCUCACCCGCAAGAUGUCUUGAGGACUGUCAACUAUGUCACACAAGGGUUGACAAUCUUCUUUGUCUCCAUCUUUGUUGCCAUACGAUUCUAUGCGAAAACCAGAGUGCUGGGAGGCAGCUUUACACCAGACGACUCCGGUGCACACGGUGGAGGCCUGAACAUAUGGGAAGUGUCAACGGAAGAGGUUGAGAAAUACUUCCAGUCUUGCUAUGCCGCCACCAUCUUCUAUGCCCCGAUGGCCAUGACCGUCAAGCUGGCCCUGCUCGUCAUCAUCAUUCGAGUCUUUGGAUCCGUCCACCGGCGAACCCUGAUCGGAAUCUACAUCUUCAUUGGCAUGAUUGUCGCAUACUACGUCUCCGGCUUCUUCAUUAAAAUCUUCAUAUGUUGGCCGAUUUCAGCGUAUUGGACCGGUGACGCCAGCAAAUGCAUGAACCAGAGCGCCAUUGUCACGGCCGACUCCAUCAUCAGCGUCAUCAGCGAUUUGGCCAUCCUGCUGCUCCCGACACCCCUUACCUGGUCGCUCCAACUGCCUCGACGGAAGCGCCUUCGCGUUAGUGGACUGUUGUGUGCUGGAGGGGUUGCUACGGGGUUUAGCAUUUAUAGAUUGGCCAUGAUUGUUGACCAACGCAACUCUACUAAUAUGACUAUGGUGUUUAUCAAGGUUAUUCUGUCAGGAAACGCCGAAGUAGGCAUUGGCUUGAUAUGCGCCUGUCUCCCGGCCGUCAGCGCCCUCUACGUCCAACGCACACGCGGUUCUUCAUACUUCAAAAACCCUGGCCACUCCAGCGUCACCGGCCGCGGCGAAAUCAUGCUGACGCGAUCAUACCACGUCGACAGAUCAGCAGUGGACAAGGACGUGGACGAGAGCGCCCUCGAGCUGGGCCACGACGAGGCAGGACUCGUGUCCAACAUGGGGGCCCAGGUCAAGGCAAAUGCCCCAGAGAGCCAUCACUCCAACCGAUCCGAGGAGACGCUUUGA
Molecule: messenger RNA, 1032 nt
Organism: Trichoderma breve
Lineage: Eukaryota; Fungi; Ascomycota; Sordariomycetes; Hypocreales; Hypocreaceae
Exons: 4
Coding region: 1-1032 (343 amino acids)
Source: RefSeq, a predicted model, not a curated record